This is a messenger RNA of Oppiella nova, 564 nucleotides long. The record is from the annotation of a GenBank genome assembly. NCBI's taxonomy places the organism in Eukaryota, Metazoa, Arthropoda, Arachnida, Sarcoptiformes, Oppiidae.
AUGAUCUCGACUAACUAUAUUCUGUUGGAUAACUUCGAUGGCAUCGACGGCAACGGAAAACAGCUGGACUUUAUUAAAGCAUUCCCCGAACAACAAGUAGUGUUGGGCUCAAGUGUGUCGCUGCCGUGCGAGAUAACGGCGCCGGGAAUGAGCACCGAUUCUGUGACCUUAAUUCUCUGGUAUAGAGGCGACGACAUAUCCGGUGCACCCAUUUAUAGCAUAGACGCCAGGAGUAGGAAUACACCCCUGGAAAGUGCCAAACAUUUCAUUGCCGACGAUUACGAGGGGAGAGCCAACUUCGAUAUCACUGUCCGUCCGGCGCUCCUCAAACUCAGUCCAAUCGUGGACACCGACAGUGGACUGUAUUGGUGUCGCGUUGACUUCCGGUGGACCCGAACCACAAUCAGCACCGUUUUGCUCAGCGUUGUCGUACCUCCCAAAAGAGUGAUUAUAAGGGAUGCGACCGGAAUUGAACUCAAAAGUAUAGCCGUGUUUGACGAGGGAUCUGAUGUACGACUUUUCUGCGAAUCGAUCGCUGAGCCAAUUCGAUUGGUGAAGGAGUGA